Molecule: messenger RNA, 1386 nt
Organism: Fonsecaea nubica
Lineage: Eukaryota; Fungi; Ascomycota; Eurotiomycetes; Chaetothyriales; Herpotrichiellaceae
Exons: 2
Coding region: 1-1386 (461 amino acids)
Molecular function (GO): acyltransferase activity, transferring groups other than amino-acyl groups
Source: RefSeq, a predicted model, not a curated record
AUGGCGAACGCACCUGACAACCAAGCCUACGUGCUUGGAGUGGGCAUGACGAAAUUCAUCAAGCCUCGAGGGCUGCGCGAGUAUCCGGAGAUGGGCUACGAGGCCGGUGUCAAGGCCAUGCUGGAUGCGCAGAUCAACUAUGACGACGUCCAGCACGGGGUGGCCUGUUUCGCGUACGGCGACUCGACGUCGGGUCAGCGCGUGUUCUACCAGUUUGGCAUGUCUACCGUCCCCAUCGUCAACACGAGCAAUGCCUGUGCGACAGGGUCCGUGGGCCUCUAUUUGGCCCGGACUCUCGUGAGGAGCGGCAACGUCGACUGCGUCCUGGUGGUGGGGUUUGAGAAGAUGCAGCCUGGGAGCCUGAAGAGUGUCUGGGGCGACCGACCCAGUUCCAGCGGACGUUUCGCCGCGAAGAUGAGGGAACUAGUCGGCAUCACGAAACAGGCGCCGUUGACGGCACAGUAUUUCGCCAACGCAGGCCGGGAGUAUAUGCAAAAGUACGGCGCCACAGCAGAAGACUUUGCCGAGAUUGGCCGCAUCUCGCACGAACACUCUCAGCGCAACCCUUAUGCGCAGUUCCGCCAGAAGUAUUCUCUCCAGGAGGUCCUGGAUUCGCCCAACAUCUUUGCGCCCCUGACAAAACUCCAAUGUAGUCCCACUAGUGAUGGCGCCGCCGCAGCCGUGAUCGUCUCGCAGAGAUUCUUGGAUGCCCGACCGCAUCUGAAGAGCCAGGCGAUCGUGAUGGCGGGACAGUCAUUCUUGACGGACUCGGAAAAGGCUUUCCAGACAAGUGCCAUUGAGCUUGUCGGCUACGAUAUGACCCAGCGAGCCGCACGGGCCGCCAUGAGAGAAGCCGGGAUCGGCCCGGACGACGUCAAGGUCUGCGAGGUGCACGACUGCUUCUCCACCAAUGAGAUGGUGGUCGUGGAUGCUCUGGGGCUCUGCGAACCAGGCAAGGCCCACGAGAUGGUCCGCCGAGGCGACAUCACCUACGGUGGGAAGGUGGUGGUGAACCCGUCAGGCGGCUUGAUCUCCAAAGGACACCCUAUUGGGGCGACGGGCCUGGCGCAAUGCGCGGAAUUGACCUGGCAGCUGCGUGGAUGGGCCAACAAUCGUCUCGUAGACGGGACGUCUGUGGCGCUGCAACAUAACCUGGGCCUCGGAGGCGCCGUGGUCAUCAACAUCUACAGGCGCGCCGAUAGCCAGGUCAACCGGAAAGUAAGUAACGAGGAAAUCGCACGGACCAGCUGGUUAGGCUAUAAUCCUGCGGUCGAGGCCCGGGGAAUCACAGACCAGGACGCCGACAAGGUCAGGAGCAAGAAACACCGCAACGAUUUUGCAUUGGGGGACAUCCGAGAGAGGCUGGGUGCUCAGGCCCACUUGUAG